UUUUGGGAUGUUAUACCCUUUUUAUCCGUUAAAAAAAAGCUCGGUGUGCCUAAGUUGGUUAACCUAUAUGCUUCCUUUUAAGUUUACGCUCGAGCCGAUAUUGUUAUUGUAGGCGAAAGAACGUUAUUAAACAUGGUGACUGCAACAGGUGUAUUAUGUCUUAUCACGUCAUUCAUUGGCUAUGUCGGCAUUAUACUUAACAACCGUGGCGCUCUUACUCUGUACAAUCUUAUGCUUUGGCUCACGUUUGCAAUGAUUGCUGCGAUCGGAUACGUAUCUUAUCGUAAAAACAAAUGGAACAUUGAAGGCAAACUUUCGUAUCAAUGGCAUUACGACCUAACUUCGGAUGGUCGUGCUAGAAUCCAAGCCAAUCUCCAUUGCUGCGGCUAUAAAGAAUUUACGGAUUUCCAUCAACAAUCCGGCCUGUGCUUUCCACGAACCAUUCUGCCUGGAUGCCGGUUCAAGUAUACCCAAUUCACACGACAGGCGUUGACGGAUUGCUUUAUAGUGGCAUUUUCGUUAGUCCCUCUUCAUAUAUUUGUCUUGAUUUCGGCAUUGCUUUGCUCCAACCAUGUCAAUCGCAAGUUUGGUAAAGGAUUGCCACCCAAGAUUUAUCGAUUGGAUUAUCGUGGCAUUGUUGCAGGCACACCCACAGGAAGUACUCACAAUUUGUUUAAUGACGGACUCGUCCAACGACCUGCUUCUCACCCACCACUCCAUCCACAAGCAUAAUUGUAGUGAUCUUUCACUGCUUAUCCGGAUCUUUCUUGUAUUUAUACAUAUGUACAUUUGCUCUUCUGCA
Zychaea mexicana is the source of this 802-nucleotide messenger RNA. RefSeq lists its product as uncharacterized. Lineage: Eukaryota; Fungi; Mucoromycota; Mucoromycetes; Mucorales; Lichtheimiaceae. The record is from RefSeq and is a predicted model, not a curated record. The transcript has 4 exons. Gene Ontology annotation, cellular component: membrane. The coding region runs from base 133 to 732 and encodes 199 amino acids.